Lymnaea stagnalis (great pond snail) is the source of this 11529-nucleotide messenger RNA. Lineage: Eukaryota; Metazoa; Mollusca; Gastropoda; Lymnaeidae. The record is from the annotation of a GenBank genome assembly.
CGUGGGCAAGACCGGGGUGAUGCUGGACAGAGCGAGAUGCUGGAUCACGCCCUACGGCCUACAGAUCUUCUGCCAGCUUCCGAGCGGGCUGCCCAUGUUUGUCCACCUGAAGGACCCGAAAAAGGUGAAGUCCAAAAAGCGUUGGAGCCAGGCCAUGUACAUCAACUACGUGAUGAGGUUCCGUAAAGUUCUUUGGAGAAACGACAGUGAAAACAUCGCCCUGCCUUCCAUGGACGACCUUGGACGGCAUGCGGUGUCCAGCAUUUCUAAGUCUGUUCAAGAAGCGGGUGAUAUUCAGUUUCUGAGCCACAACGAACAGUUCAUGCUGAGGCGGAUAACGAACAUUGGUUACCCAACUUUGGCCGAGUUCCGGGUCGCGGCUGACACCGUCCAUGGAUGUCCAUCUGUGGAAGAUUCAAGUCCACCAAAUAGCGAGUCGGAAUCUCAGGUGAGUUACGUUUGUUACACAUUUAUUAACUGUGGUUUUUUUAACCUCUAUGCACUAAGACAACAGUGUUAACUUUUGUGUGUACCUUCGCAAAUUUUAUGUAUGCUUACAAGACUGUCAAACUGUAGAUUCUAAAACGGUUUAAAAAUCAAGAUCACUCUCAAACUAAAAUAAGUUAUGUUUAUGAUUAUAAUUAUCAUUGUGAUUAUGAUUAUGAAUGCUUAAAUGAAUGUACAAUUUUAGUGAAUUUUUUUAACACAUUUUUCAGCUAAUGAUCAUUCCUUUUAUUAGAGACUUUCUCUUUACGACAAGGUUUGUCACUUCUAGGUUUAUUACUGCUAGGUUUAGUACUGCUAGCUUUAUUACUACUAACUUUAUUACUCCGAGGUUUGCUAGGACUUAAGGUCCCCUCAGCUAUUCAUUUUCCGUAUUUUGAUAGCUUAAAACUCGCAUUCUGUUUGUUGUUUUUUCCAGUACCUUUGCAUUUUUUACUAUUCAUAAUUGCAUUUAUGUAUUUAUAUUUACUUUUACAUCAAUUUAUAUUUUUCGAGCAAAUCUUCCCAAUUAGCACAAAAAAAAUAAUCUUUGUUUAUUUUUUAAGCCCUAUGUACCACUUACCUGAACCCUUGAUUUUUAAUGAGCAUAUACAUAACAACAUUAUAAAAUGUUAUAAAUUUUAAAUUUCUUCAAUUUACCUUCAAUAAUAAUUAUAAUUCAACUUAUUUAAAGAGAUUAUCUUUUAAAUUUGUUUAGUUUUUUUUAUAAUUUAAUUUUGUUUAAAAAUUAAUCUUUCUUAAGUAUUUUAUUUCUUGAGAUUUCUAUCUGGAAGCAUCCAAAAGAAUCUAGACAAUUUUCUGCUCACUUUAAUCCUGCGUUAAUUCAAUCGUUUAUUUGCUUAAGCUUAAGUUAAUUCAAUUAAUGAUCAUGUUGUUACAUCAACCUAUACCAAGAUCUGUAGGUGUUUUGUUUUUUUUUUUAUUUUCUUACAAGUUUCUUUUUGACAUUCCUAUGGAAUUUAUAUGUGUGAGUUUUUUUUGUUUUUUUUUACUUUUACCUGUAUCUAAAAAGCCCCGUGUGUUAGGCAGACUGCGCGCGAGCCAACAUUCACUUACAUCCUUAUAACAUCCAGGGCCAGGUAUACAGUUCAAGCAAAGAAAGCUCAGAUCUCGAGUCGCUUCCAGACGAGAAGUUCAAGGAUGUCCCGCUCGGGGCCUACGUCAAUCGCGGGUACCAGUCAGACGGUGAAGGUGUGAGCUGGUCAACACCUGGCCCAGGUAGGCAUGGGCUCAACUUUUUUUUUUAACGGUUGUUAUCAUCAACGCAAGAGUUUUAAAAAAUGUUCAAUGUGUGAUUUAAUAACAAUUAAAUAUUUAUCUAAUAAAAUAAAUCUUUAACUUAGGCCUAAAUUUGUAUAUAUUCUUGAUUAGAUUUAAAACUCUACUUCUGUUGAUUACCGAAAGUGCGCUUUUUUUCGGGGUCAGAAUAUGUGUUGUUGAGAGCUUACUUUAAUAUAAAAGCGUUUUACACUAAAAAAAAAAUGUAAGCAUCGAAUAUCACGAAUUAUCUUUCUUUUAAAAAAUUAUGUAUAAAUCUACGAGACCUUCUCUGUGCUCUCUUUAUUUCUACACAUUAAUAACCUUUGUUACAGGGGCGUCAUUUCGGUAGUGCAGGAGGCAUUUGCCCCCCACCCCACUGAAUUUGCAGGUUUUAUUUAAGUUGCUAUGUACUGUAGCUAGCGCCUCCAGUAAUAAACAAGCCGACCAAAUUUUGGUUUUGCGGGGAGGGAGGGACCUUGGAAAAAACCUGAAAUGACGCCCCUGUUUUGUAACUCCCGUGAUUUUAAUGUACCAUCAAAGCUAUGUUCUCAGUCUACUUGUAAAUAAGUAAGCAUUCAGUUUCAUAUCAAAUAAAGGAGUUAUUCUUCUCUUACGCAAUUAACAUCAUCGAAUACUCUCUUCAUAACGUGUUGUAACUUUUCUGGCACAAUGCUUUUUUUUUCAACACACAAAUUGCAAUGAAAUGUAUCCCACUCCGCAGACAAUGACGCCCUGAACUCGACCAACAAAACCGCGCCGUCAUCUUACACUGACGUCGUCGUCGGGCAGUCCGCUUACGUGGACGAUGACCACACGUUCAUCUUGGCCACGGACGCCGACAUGGAUUUUAAGGCGGACGCCAUCAAGGAGCUGUUGGAUCUUUGCACGUCGGACAAGCGGAUCGGCGCGGCUUGCGGGAGGACACAUCCGAUCGGGCAGAAGUGCAGCUCUAUUGUUUGGCAUCAGGUGUUUGAAUAUGCUAAAGGUAACUUUUCAGUUUAACGCCUCGCGGGGAAGAGGAGAUGGGGGGUAGCUUUAAAACUAUUUUUAAAAAAAAAAAAAUUCUUCUCCCUUUUGCAAAUUAACGAACUCCAAAAGGGAUGAAAUCCCACUCAUUCGUAUACCUCGAUAAUAUGUUUAUAUUUAUUUUUUACUGAAUUAUUGAAAUGCCUAUAUUUUUGGUUCGGGGAACUGUUACACAAUUAAAUAUUUUAUUACUGGAACGCCACAGAUCUAAAAUAGUGUAGACAGAUUAGUCAAAACAAUGUAAGAUGGUGGUUUUUAUCUACCAAACUUGGUCUCCAAGCAUGCUAACAUAUCUGGUCAAUUUUUUUUAAACGACAGGGGAAAAAAAAAACACGACACCAGAUCCGUUUAAAAGCCACGUGACACAACUGUUCAACCCUUGCGAACGAAAACAUACAUUACUUAGUGUUGGCCUUUACCAGAUCCGUUUAAAAGCCACGUGACACAACUGUUCAACCCUUGCGAACGAAAACAUACAUUACUUAGUGUUGGCCUUUUUUUUUUUUUUGGUCUUGUUUAAUCAUAUGAUUUUCUAUCGAAACAGUAACAUAUGCUAGUAUCAACGUUAUCUAAAAUACCUUCCAUAUCAUUAUUCUUACCAAAGCCAAAACAUUUUGCUAAUUACCAAGAGGUAGUCGAUGUAGUUUCUUCUGCGCCUAAUAAAUAAGUCACCAGACCAAGCAUGAUUGCACCAUCAAUGACACUUUCGGUUAUUGCAGCAUUUUAUCUUUUCCCCCUCUGUCUAACCGUAUAGAUGUUUUCUCAGCAACUAAACUUGACUUAUCUGUGUGCACUAAUGGAGAUUUUUUUUUCUCUUCCUUCCGCCAACCUCACCCCUCAUGCAUGACACACACACGCACAUACAGACUUCUGGAUGAUCAAAAAUGCUCAGAACAUAAUAGGUUCUGUCAGCUGUUGCCCGGGAUGCUUCAGUCUGUACCGAGCCAGUGCUAUCAGAGACGUUAUGAGCAAGUACUCGAGCCCGACAAGGACACCAUUCACCGUCUACGUCAAAGAUACCGGUAAAUUCGUACAAUCUAAAAAGGGCAUGUCUGUUCUUGUUUGGAUUUUUUGUUUUCUUUAAUUUGUUUCAAUCGGCUCGUAAUUCUUGGUUGGUUUGUGUGUAUGUGUUGGAUUGGUGUUGUUUUCUCAAAGUUUUUUGGUUGGUUUUUUGGUUGGUUUUUUGGUUGGUUUUUUGGUUGUUUUUUUUGUUGUUUUUUUUGUUGGUUUUUUUGUUGGUUCUUUUGUUGUUUUUUUUGUUGGUUUUUUUGUUGGUUUUUUUUUUCUUUUGUUGUUGUUUUUUUUUUUUUUUUUUUUUUUUUUUUUUUUUUUUUUUUUUUUUUUUUUUUUUUUUUUUUUUUUUUUUUUUUUUUUUUUUUUUUUUUUUUUUUUUUUUUUUUUUUUUUUUUUUUUUUUUUUUUUUUUCUUCUGUUUGUUACUUUUCAAUUUUGCAAGGCCUAUAAAUAUACAGCGAAACAGAGCUGAGCAGUCAUGUCGAUUCUAUAAAUAGUGAUUCAUAUUACGAUGCACAGUUCUAUUAUCACUAGGGAAGUGUCUUCUUAUAAUAUGUAUGCCAACUGAACCAGACAGGAUAUUAAGCGGCGUCGAGACUCAAAAAUUCUAAAUUUAUUUUAUUUUUAAAUCCCAUUCUUUUGUUUCAAUUUAAAUAUUGAUUACUGGUGACGGCUUGUAAACAAAUUAAUUAAUUAAUUAAUAUUGGACAUAGACAGGUUAUUUUUUUUUUAAUUGAAGGUCUCUAAACUCAGACACUAACUGUCUUUAUUUUUUUCCCCUUGCAUUAUGUUCAGGUGAGGACCGGUGGAUGGCUACACUCAUGAUGAUCAACGGCUGGCGCAUGCGUUACUCACCUUUUGCUGACAACACAACUUACUGUCCCGACACUUUUGAGGUCAGACCGGGUGCUCUUUAAAAUAAUAUCGAAAUUUACUUAAAAAUAAACAAAACUCGUCUACGGGAGAGUUUGUCGUUUAAAAUUAAACAAGUGAUGUUUCCUCCUCCCACUCCCACAUCUUCGGUUUUCAAGCCAUGAUUUCAAACACACAAAAAAUUAGCAACGUCUGUUUUUUUUGGGUUUUUUUAUAUCUUAUUACUGUUCGACUUAGAGAGAAAAUGACGAUGGUUAUUCUUGUUCUAACAUAAUCUUUUAAGGACGAUCAUUGACAAGAUAAUAUGAAUGGGGUACGACUACGAUGGGGAAAAAAAAUUAGUUAUUUUCAGAGGGAAAAGUGCAAAUGGAUUGGUUCAUAUCAUUUCCGUUUUCAUGUCAUGGUGUGGAGGGUCAUGGUUUAGUUUAGAAAAAUGGAUUGGGAGACGAUACUGUGAAUUUAGAUGAAAAUAAAUUUUUAAGGGUUAAAGCAUAAAUUUUAUUUUUAAAACUUUAUUAUUGGGUCUGUUUUAAUUAACCCUACUCAACUGACUGGAAUCAAGUUUAGAAACAACAAACAUGAUUUUUGAACCAACCCAAUUUGAAGAAGGAGGGUGGCAACCACCGGUGAGCUACUCUGUUUUACAAAAAUUUGAACGUACCACAUACACCUUUGCACAGGACAAAAUGAAGACCUUGGAGCGCAUUAAGCCUUUAACACUAUCCUUUAGUUAGCUAUCUCGUUUGCAUCUUUGGGCGUUCUGCACAUCUGGUGGUCAUAAUAUCUUAUACGAAAAGAUUCAAAGGAAGUAACUUAGUUGAUCUUUGAACACAUUUCAGGAGUACUACAAGCAAAGGAGGCGGUGGAUCCUGUCGGACAUGGCCAACGCCAUCUUGGUGGUACAGAAUCUCAUCCGCCUGGUGCGCAACAACGAGUGCUUCAGCCUGAUGUACGUCAUCUAUCUGGUCAACAUGUUCCUCAACAACGUCAUCACGCCGGGUACUGCCAUCGUCAUGAUUACUGCAGGUUGGUAUAGGCUGGUCAUGACAUGGUUGCUGCUGAUUAGCUGUUUCUAUUCUUUUGACAUCUUUUCUGAACAUUACUUUUAAGAUAGAUAAAAACAGGUUUGCGUUGUAAGUUAAGACGAAUUGUGUCGAGUUUUCUGCGUGUUGUCCUUUUCAUUCCUUUUUUAUGUUUGUUUGUUACUUUGUUUUUGCUGUUGUUGUUGUUUGUUUUUUAAUUACUAUAUUUGUUGUUAGAGUUCACUAUUGCCCAAGGAUUUUGGCAAGAGCAUAACUGCUAAAUUUCUCUCUUUUAUUAUUAAAUAAUGUCUACUUAAUAUUAAUUUUCAACAUUUUUGGUGCCUUUAAAAUAAUUAAGGUCAAAGAUUGUGAGUUAUUUGAUACAUUUUAGGCUCACUGAUUUGUUUCAAACAAUGGCAAAACUUAAGUCACUUGUUUAUUUUUAUUUUUUUUUUAACUGUUUUUAAAUUAUGAUGUCUGCUGUAAUGGGAAUAUUUGGAAGACAGUUGUUUCUUGUUUGUUUUUGGUUUUUUUCAUUCAAAAAAAAAAAAAAGCACCUAUUUUUUUUUUUUUUUUUAAUUUUUUUUAAAUUUUGUUUUUUUCUGUAAUGGGAAUAUUUGGAAGAAUUUUGUUUUUUUUUUUUUUUUGUUUUUUUUCAUUCAAAAAAAAAAAAAAAGCACCUAAUUUGUAUUUCCAACUAGUUUCGAGCGGAUCUCUCGGGCUGAUUAAAUUUUCUAUACGACUUAUUUGACUAAGUCUCGCAACUCGUAAAAAGGACGCAAAUCUACAGUAAAAUUUGAACGAAAAUGAAAUUCACAUUUUUUUUUUUUUAAAUUACAAAGAGAAAUUUAAAAAUAAAAAUAAUAAACUUGCUACUUAUUACAUUAAUUUAACUUUGAAAGAAGAAGUAAUCAUAGCCGUAAGUCCAUCGCUUCUCUGUUCUUAUCAACAUUUAUCCUCGCAUCCCCUUGAUUCAAUAUUUCAAUUUGAGGUGAAUUAGAUAUAUUUAUUGUUAGAGUUGGGGCCACCCCUUUUACCUUUGUCCAAUCAAAAUCACAAAUAAUAAUUCUCUAGGUACGUAUGUAUGGCAGUAACGCUGUGUUCAAAAGGCGGGUAAAAUAAAUUCCCAGAAGUUAGCACCAAUCGGGAUUCUUAUAAAGUGCGUUCCUCGAAUGCAUGUUUUGUCAAGUAAUGUUAGUGAAUGGGAGGUUCACACAUCGCCGCCUCCAAUUUUUACGGUUUACUUCCGUUAUAUAAAUAAUAAUUUGUCUUUUUUUUUUUUCUUCAUACCUCCAGGUCUAGAAUUAGUUUUUGAGAUUCCAUACGUCUACACUACAAUCCCCAUGGCCCUCAUUGUUUACCUGUACGCCUUCAUAUGCACGUGCACCAGUGCCCGUACCCAAGGCCUGCUGACCAGCGUCCUCAUGGUACUCAUGGGCAGCAUGUUUUCAUCGGUGGCCAUGUACGGCUCGUACAAGAUCACGGCAGGCAUGGUAGCAGGUGAGCAAAUGAGCAAGCCACGUAACAGACAGUAGUUAGUAGUUAGUUCUCUCCAAUUAGCGAAGAACAUUGUCAAACUCUUAAACAAUUAAUAAUUAUACUCAAUCAAUGUUUUGGGUAAAGUUCAAGGAAUCGUUUUCUGAUUUGUUUUAAAUUCAUUUUUGUUCAGGGCCGAAACUUUUUACAAAUUGCCAAUAUUUACAAUAUUUUUAGCUUUAGACUUUGUAUUUGUUAUUAUUAUUAUUAACACAAUUUUAUGUAAAUUGAUUUGAUUGAAGUUGGUCGUGGUGGACUCUAGGGGAAUUUGUUAGUAAUUUAAUUUUAAAUUAAAUAAUGUUGUUGAGUUGCAGUUGAUUAAAAUAGGAGUGAAGCAAAUCUUGCAGAGCUACACUGUCGUAGCAUUUAAUUGCACUAAAAAAAUAUGUAGCGUUUUUCAUCUGCUAUAAAAAAAAAGGGGGGGGGGUGCUAAAAAUUAAAAAAAUUAUUAAAAGUAUAAACUUUGUUCAACUCACCUGACACAUGUAAAAGCUCAUUUAUGGCUAGCGUAGCUUUAGUGACCAAUAUGACAGUGUUUAUCUUUUUGUAUGCAUGGCAAAAAUCUCCAACAUGAAAAACAACAAAUGAUAGUCAAAUAGCAAAAGGUGUUUUUUUUUUUUUUUAUGUCACUGCUUAAAAAAAAAUAAUGAAAUAAAUCCCAGAGAUCAAUGCGGGUCACUUCCACUUCCAACAACAUUACGUCAUACUGCUACUGACCCUGAGUCUGGUCUACGCCGCCCUCAUGCACCCGAGGGAGAGCCACCAGAUCAUCUACGGCUUCGCCUACCUCUUCAUCUUCCCGGCCAUGCAUGUCCUAUUGCCCAUUUACAGCAUAGCGAACAUCAUCGACCAGAGCUGGGGCACCAGAGAUUCGGUAAGUAACAACAGUGGUAUCAAAGACUUAAUUGGUGGGGGGUACUCAUUCGAAUCCUUCAGUAUACAACAAAAAAGAACGCAGUCAACAACAAACUAAAAUAGCAUUGGAAUGUUGUACAUUUGUAAUUAGGUCAUUGGGCACAUAACAUAAUGAGACUAAAUCAUAUUCAAAUAGUGUAUGUUAUUAUAUUUAAGACAUUUAAAUCUUGGUUACAGAAAGAAAUGCUAAGAGGUAAAUAAGCAAUACAUCAAUACAUUUGGCAACUCUUUUUAAAUUUGUUCUUUUUGUCCUAUUUGCAGAACAAGGCUAAAAUGCCCAAAUUAUCGUGUAUGCCAAGUUUGAAAAAGUUGAGAAAACGAAUGAAGAAAAGUAAAUCUAAAGACGUCAGUCAAGGUAAUGUUUUUAUUCUUUUCGUUGUUUGUUGUUUUUUUUUUUUAUUUUCGGCUACCGGUAUUCAAAUUUUUAAGUAAGACUAUUUGUUUGUUCAAUUUAUUCCAUUUCUUAUUUGAUUAUUUUUUUUGUUUGUUUGUAGUUGUUGUUUUGUUGGUUUUUUUUUUUUUAAUACUAAAGCGCAUUUGUUUUUUAUUCUUUUUGUUGUUUUUUUUUUUUUUUUUUUAUUUUCGGCUACCGGUAUUCAAAUUUUUAAGUAAGACUAUUUGUUUGUUUUAUUUAUUUCAUUUCUUAUUUGAUUAUUUUUUUUGUUUGUUUGUAGUUGUUGUUUUGUUGGUUUUUUUUUUUACAAUACUAAAGCGCAUUUGUGUCCAACUAUCAAUCCACAGAAUGUACUUUAACCCUUGUUUAUGGUAUCUACGGUAUUCUAAAAGAACAAGGUCAUCACAAAAACAAUUUCCCAGAAAGCGCAUCUGCUCUCCUCGGUUAUUCCAUUAUUUUACUGCGUGAUUUUAAUCGUGCAAUCUCCUCAUGGGGAUGGGAGGGGAAAAAAAAACGUAUCUUUCUUUCUGUGACCUUGGAUCUAUGUCUGCAUAAUCUACAAAUAGGAUCCGCCUUUUCCUUAUAAUCUCUGCAAAUGUUUGGUGCGAGGAAGAAAAAAAAAAGACGUGUUUCAUUGAAAAUGGAAAAUGUGUGGGAAAAUAUGUGGCAAAAUGUGUGGGAAAAUAUGUGGGAAGUGUGGGAAAAUGUGCGGGGAAAAUGUAUGGGAAAAUGUGUCAUUGUAAUGAACAAUUCUCAUUUAACCAUGCGCUGAAAGAAACAUUUUUUAUGUUGUUUAACUGACCUUUUCGUAACAGAAAUAAUGUCAGGAUGUUCGAAGGUGAGUUUAUGACGCAGCAAAAGGCACGUCAGCCUGUUCUACAUCCCACUCACGGCCAGCGUCCAAUUACUUAGUUAUAGCUAGUCCCACAGCACUUAUUAGAGUGAUGUGAUCUAGACGGAACGAGAGCAAUUUGUAUCAUUGCACCCUUUUUAAUUUUGUUUGGGAAUAACAAUGGGGGAGACGGCGAUCAAUUUUUGAGAUAAGGAAAAGGGGAAUACGGGGUGUAAUGGAACGCUUGGAAAAAAAAAAAGACACAAUAAAAAGGAUGUAUCGGCAAAAAGCCUUCCUUGGCAGCAACUCAAUUGAAAACAAGAAUAUUUUUAAAAAGAAAAUAAACUUACCUAUAACAGUUUGGGGGGGGGGGGGGGGGGGGGCGUCGACUAGUCCAAGAAGAAACGUGUGUUCCUUAUUUGCUUAAUUUUGUUCAACUUAAUUUAAAACAGAUUUGAAUUAACUUUAGUUUGUCUGAUGCAUGUGGCCAUCACUUUACUGAAAGCGAAAUGUUAAUUGCUUUCCAGGUCCUUACCCCGACAACCAUGAACCAGACGCACAGACGGAACUGCAAGACAUUCUGUCCUCCCUCGUCAUGGACAUGUCCAAAGGGGAUGAGAAGGCCAGAGAGGAGUACAAAUUCUGGGAAUCCCUCAUCGCCACGCAUCUCGGAGUUGACGUCAACAAAGGUCUGGAGAAGGCGGCCCUCGCCGAGGGACUCGGUCGGAUGCGAAAUCGUCUCCUCGGCGGAUUCCUCCUCUUGAAUGCCGUUUGGCUGGGGUUCCUCUCCUAUUUCUACCUUGGUUUGGACUCGCCCCUGUCGAGGCUUAAUAUUUACGGCAUCAUCAGCGGGGCCCUUUACGGUUUCACGCUUAUCAUUCAGAUUCUCGGACUGACCGCAGGAAGAAUAGAGCAAGUGUUGAGAAGGUUGGCGACAUACGUGCACGGGGACAAGUUUCCGGUGUGGGUUAGUGAACGAGAAUAAAAGAAACCAGAUUGCAGAUAUUUAAAAACUUGAACCGACACUGCAAAGUUCUAUUGAUGUCAAUUGCUACAGUGGCGUAACUUCCGCCUUAGGCGUAAAAAACACGCCACGGGCUUUGAGAAAUCUUAUUAAGUACUGGACAAACAAUUUAGUACAUAUUUGGCCUUCAUGUAUCUUAAGCAUUUUAUUUGAAUUAAUAGGAAUAUUUUUAAAAUGUAAAACGCAAUAAGAUUUGUACUAGCCUAAUCACAGAACAGUAUCUUUGUUAAACAGUUUACAUAGUUUGUCCCAAGUCUAUUUGAGUUUACUUAUACCAAUGGACAUGGAUGGCAUGGUUAAAAAAUAAAGACAGUUACAAAUGAAAAAUCGCUUUGUACAUAGAAAUUGGUAUUCUUUUACAUCAUUAGACUGGGACAUUAAUAAGGGGGUACGUAUGAUGAUUUCUUUAUUUCCAUUCAUUUGGUUUGAGCAUAAUAGCUAAAGCCACUGACAUUUCCCCUUAAUAUCAGUCUGUUCAAUGUAUUGUUCCAAAUACGAAAUUCAAAGACUUUGAAAUAAAACUAAUCAAUGAACGAUGAGAUUUAAAACAUUAAUUUUUGAUUAAUUUAUUUCUAUCAAAAAAACAGAUGUUUAUUCCUAACAAGGAAAUACUAACAUCGACUAAUAAAUUAAAUGUUACAAUUUUAAGACUUUCCCCUCACUACUCUACUAGAAUCAUUAUCGUCUGCACAAGUCAGUCAAGUUUGUUCAUCUUUUGCUUCCAGAAAUGAAAACUUUAAUCUUUUCAUAAGGCUUACUUGAGGCUUAACAAAUUACAUUUUUAUUUCUUGGCUCAUUCAAAUGUUUUAUUGUUCUGAGUCCUUGUGUACCAGUACUAAACAUGUGCUGUUACACAUUCAGCCCCUAAGAUUUGAGUCCUUGUGUACCAGUGCUACAGUGUGUUGUUGGCUAAUUUUUCAAAGGAGUUGAAUCUACUUAAUGUUUCAUUAAAUCAUUUCCAAUCAUUUAGUUUGUACCUUUAUGCUCCAUCUCUUAGUUCAGAUACUGACCAUCUUACCCCAUGUUACUUGUUAUUAAAUUAUCCUACACUUGUGUAUACAUUAUAUUUCAUUCUCUGACCACACUAUUAUUUUAUCAAACUCCGUUAUCUAUAAAUACUGUAAUGUCAG